Molecule: messenger RNA, 2842 nt
Organism: Ceratitis capitata (Mediterranean fruit fly)
Lineage: Eukaryota; Metazoa; Arthropoda; Insecta; Diptera; Tephritidae
Exons: 7
Coding region: 1-2697 (898 amino acids)
Source: RefSeq, a predicted model, not a curated record
AUGUUUUUGCGACGUUGUACAAUUUACCUCAUCGUUUUGCUGCUUGUUGCAAGCACUGCAUCCGCGGCACGUAAAACCAAACGUCCGGUUAAGCCGGCCAAAACAUUUCCCCGCACCAAUAUAACACCUGCGACACCAGCAGCAGCAGCAGCAGCAGCGGCAGCACUACCAGCAGGCGCCGCCGUCGCCGGUGCAGCAGCAGCGUCAGUAGCCGCCGGCGCCUCAGGUGUUACAGCGCCACAACUGGCUGCAACGACACCGGCAGUCAGUGCUGGUGUUAGCCCCACACCUGCGCCAACAAGCCUCGGCUUGGCGGCAAGCAGCACUUUAGCAACACCAACACAAAUCGGUAGCGGUAAUUAUGCCGGCAGCGCUGCAGGCGAUGAUAGCACCGGAAGCGACGGUUAUGCGCUGGGUAAUAAUGAGUUGCCCAAACCGAUGACGCCGCUGGCGGAGGCAAGCACCGGCAGCUCGGGCGCUGCUUCAGCAUCCACCUCGGCUGAGGGUAAAACAGACCGCCCAUCGGCAACUUUAUCGCCAAUCGAGGAGGAUUGCGAUCCGGAUAUGAUUGGAUUUGAGAUUAUCACUGGUUAUGUUCUCUCGGCGCCAACAAAAUUACUUGACACGCUGCCCGGCAUACUGAUGCUGACUGAUUGCUUGGAGGCAUGCCAGGCGAACGAAUCAUGCAGUGCAGUUAAUUACGAGACCGGUCUAUGUGUAUUAUUCAAAACCACCGCUGAUGUAUUGCCAGGUUCACUUUCGCGUUCACAAUUUCCAGUUUUCACAAUUUACGCACAGAAAUCCUGUUUGGGCGUACGUCCUUGCUCGAAGGCCUGGUGCAUUGAUCGCGUUCAAGGUUAUCGUCUAGUGGAGCAUGUCAAAUCUAGCCAGACUGUCUACUCGCGCCGUGACUGCCUGGAAUUGUGCUUGGGCGAGACUGAAUUUACGUGCAGAUCCGCUAACUUCUACCGUCACUCUGGCUUGUGUGAACUCUCCGAUAUGGAUCGUAUUACUUUGACUGGCGCCAAUAAUGUGGAGCCCUAUGAUGGUGCUGAUUAUUUGGAAAACAAUUGCGCCGAGGAGCCAAGCAAGUUAUGUGAAUUCAAACGCAUUUCAGGCAAAAUUUUGAAGACCGUCGACUCUGUGUACCAGGAUAUCAACAGCAUUGAUGAAUGCCGUGAUUUGUGCUUGAACUCACCAUACAGAUGCCACUCUUACGACUACAACGAUACUGGCGAUAUGGUCUGCCGCCUCUCUCACCACAGCCGCGCUACACUCACCGAUGUGCUUGACCCUUACCUAGACGUGCCAGAAGCUGCCACUUAUGAGCUCUCAUCCUGUUACAAUGUCUCCAUUGAAUGCCGCUCCGGCGAAAUGAUCACCAAAAUUCGCACCUCCAAACUCUUCGAUGGUAAGGUAUACGCCAAGGGCUCACCCAAAUCUUGCUCGGUUAAUGUGAACAACUCACUCGAGUUUGAUUUCCGCAUGGGCUACAAUGAUCUCGAGUGCAAUGUGCGUCAAAGUGCUUAUGGCCGUUACAUGAACGACAUUGUCAUCCAACAUCACGAUAUGAUUGUCACCUCUUCCGAUUUGGGUUUGGCUGUUUCUUGUCAAUAUGAUCUGACCAAUAAGACGGUGUCGAAUGAUGUGGACUUGGGCGUUACCGGCGAAAUUGAAUCAUCACUGAGCGAAGAGAUCAUCAUUGACUCACCGAAUGUGAUCAUGAAGAUCACUUCACGCGAUGGCAGCGACAUGAAACGUAUUGCUGAGGUUGGUGAUCCGUUGGCCCUUCGCUUUGAAAUUGUCGAACAGAACAGUCCUUAUGAGAUCUUUGUCCGCGAAUUGGUUGCUAUGGAUGGUACAGAUAAUGCUGAGAUUACGCUGAUCGAUGCCAAUGGUUGUCCCACAGAUCAAUACAUUAUGGGCGCCGUACAAAAGUUGUCUCACAACCGCAAAGUGCUCGUCUCACAAUUUGAUGCUUUCAAGUUCCCCUCGUCGGAGGUGGUGCAAUUCCGUGCACUGGUCACACCCUGUAUACCACGCUGCGAUCCAGUGAUCUGUGACAAUGAAGAUGCAGUUAUGGACGGUGCGGAUGCCAAGUCGUUGGUCUCCUAUGGACGUAGACGCCGUUCGGUGGCCAAUGGAACUGACGGAGCUGAAUUCCUUUUGAGUACCCUGGCGCAUGCGCAACGCUACAGACGCGAUGUGAACGGCGGCAGCAAUAGCAACAACAAUGUUAGCGACAACAAAAAGCCAGCCGUCGACGAUAAUAUACUGUUGGUGCAAUCCAUUCAAAUCACCGAUAAAUUUGGCUUCAAUCAAGAGGAUGCCGACGCGUUGGGCGCCGAACACAAAGUCUAUGCUGGAAUCGGCGAUGAUGCGCUCACCUGCCUGAAUGGUUAUGGUCUUAUUGUUGCCGGCGCUGUGUUCCUCUUGGCCCAAUUCACCAUUUACAUCAUCUGGAAAACCGUGCAAAAGCGCUCGAAGAAGGAACGUUAUCUCUACCAACACGACUCAGCAGCGGCCGCCGCGAGCGCCAUGAAUUACGGCGCACCCACCAUGGUUUAUGGGCAAGCGGCAGGACCACACUGCGGUGGCGUCUCCGUAGCAUCACAUUCGGGUUCGAGCAAUGCCAGCGACACACUGGGCAAACUCUACGAUAGUGGCAUGACGGGACGUUAUGGUCAGCAAUAUUGAAUGGGGAAAAAUUAAUUGGGUUGCGUAUUGGAUUGGAUUGACUUGGGUGGGAGACAAUAAAAGUAUUCCACAUAUUUAACUAAUAUAAAGAUAAAACUAGCAACAGAAAACAGGACAUACUAUAUAUACAAAUAUGCACAAGAAC